AUGCCGUCGGCACAGUCGCACAGCCGCUCACACAGCCUGCUGCUGCUGCAGAAGCUCCUCAACCUCCGCGAUGGCUCGAGUCCUCUGACUCUCGUACUCGACAACCUCGAGCAGAGCGCAACCCCUGUCAUCCGAGAGUUCGUCACAAGAGCCAAGAUCGGCAAGAGCAAGGUCAUCUUCCUGUCCUUUGCGACCCUCAAGAAACCCCGUGACAUAGACGUCUUCGUCAGGGGCCGCGGCAAGACCCUCACAGCUCUGCGGACGGAGAUUCUCUCCCACUACCCCAAACCAGACGAGCAGGCCGACAAAGCGAAGCGCAAGCCCUCCCAACGCACCCUCGUGCUGCUCGACUCGCUCAACGACCUGGCGACCGCCCACCCGCACGACCUCCCCGGCUUCUCUCUCCUCCUUCUUCUCCCCGGCAACUUGCCCGUCUACACACCGACGAGACGGCGCGCCAACGAGCCCGCGACCGCGCUUUGCAGAGCCCGAGUUCGGCCUCGCCGGCGCACCGCGAGGGCGUGCUCUUCGGCCUGCAGAGCGAGGCCCGCAUAUUCGGCCGCCGGCGCAACAGCAGCAGACGCGGGCACCACGACAACAGCAGCGGACGCCCGCGCCGCCGUCGUGGACAUGGAACUCCGCCGACGCAGCGGCCGCGCCGUGCGUGAGCGCUUCGUGCUCUUCGCGGCGCGCGACGGCGGCGCGGCGUCGAGAGUCGGCUUGCUGGCGGACCAUGCUGCGUUCGCGCCGCCUGCCCCGGCCGGAGGAGGAGGAGGAGGAGGAGGGGCAGAGGGCGGCGCGGGGCAGGACGAGGGCGAGCCGGCGAGCACGUUUAGUCUCGGGUUGACGGAGAAGCAGAGGCGGGACCGCGACGGCAUUGUGCUGCCGUAUUUCGACGCGCAGACGGAUAUCGGGGCGGGCGAGGGCGGGCGGAUCUUGUACGAGAUGGGGCGGGAGGAUGAUUUCGAUGAUGAAGAGGAUGAGAUAUAG
Messenger RNA from Verticillium alfalfae VaMs.102, 990 nucleotides. RefSeq lists its product as hypothetical. The record is from RefSeq and is a predicted model, not a curated record. Gene Ontology annotation, molecular function: tRNA binding. Gene Ontology annotation, biological process: tRNA wobble uridine modification. Lineage: Eukaryota; Fungi; Ascomycota; Sordariomycetes; Glomerellales; Plectosphaerellaceae. Bases 1 to 990 code for a protein of 329 amino acids. Gene Ontology annotation, cellular component: cytosol; nucleus; elongator holoenzyme complex. The transcript has 4 exons.